Molecule: messenger RNA, 1383 nt
Organism: Vicia faba (fava bean)
Lineage: Eukaryota; Viridiplantae; Streptophyta; Magnoliopsida; Fabales; Fabaceae
Source: the annotation of a GenBank genome assembly
AUGGGAAGAAAGUGUAUUCCAAAAUGCAAAACUGCAAGAAUAAUGGGUUGGGUACAAAUUAUUUUAGGGGGUUUGGUAAUCUUAGUAAGUAUAUUGAGCCUAACUAGAUUCUACUAUGCUGGUUUUUUCUUACACAGUGAAGAAAUAUGUGAGCAUUUGUAUGCUAUAAAGGAUGUAAACGUUGGUUUAGAUGCGAAAGCACUAUCCGAUAGAGUUGAACAAGUAUUGGACAUGUUGGAAAGUUUGCAGGGAAAGCUUGAGUUAAAAGAAAAAGAAAUGGAGAAAAACAAGGGAAUUACCUUAGACAAGAAGUUUUUAGGGGAUGAAAUAGUUAGGCCUCUUCACAGUGCUAAUGUUGCUUUAAGACAGAUUAGGCUUCCGAAGAUGGAAGAAGGAGGGAACUUCACGGUGAAAGAGGAUCCUUUGAUUAAUUAUUUUGUGACCGAGGAGAUUAGAAAGUACAUAACUUCCAAGGAGAAUAGAAUUGGUAAGAUUAAUCUAUAUGGGUCAGACAAGGUUUAUAACACAAUUGGGCAUGCAUGUGUUUUGCACAAGAAAGAGCUGGAACAGUACAUGGAUUAUGACAUUGGUUCAUAUUGUGAUGAUGAUUGGAAUUUAGCUCAGAAGCUUAUGCUUAAUGGGUGUGAUCCUUUGCCUAGAAGAAGAUGUUUGACAAGGGCUUCAAAAGUUUACCAUAAACCAUAUCCUAUCAACGAGUCGCUAUGGAGAAUACCAGAUGAGAGAAAUGUGAUGUGGGGGAAUUACCGAUGUAGAAAUUUCGAGUGCUUAUCAAGCAAGAAUCCCAAGAGGGGUUAUUCGAAAUGUACAGGAUGUUUUGAAAUGGAAAAAGAGAAGGUGAAAUGGGUUUCGAAUACCUCGCUUUCUGCGGACUUUUUAAUCAGUGAUGUUUUGUCAAUCAAACCGGGAGAAAUAAGGAUUGGACUAGACUAUGGAAUUGGGACAGGUACAUUUGCGGCGAGAAUGAGGGAAAUGAAUGUAACAAUUGUGUCAACUGCUUUGAACCUUGGUGCUCCUUUCAAUGAGAUGAUAGCUCUAAGGGGUUUGGUUCCUUUAUAUGUCACAUUAAAUCAAAGGCUUCCAUUAUUUGAUAACAUUAUGGAUUUGAUUCAUACAACUGGCUUUAUGGAUGGUUGGAUUGAUUUCCUAUUAUUGGAUUUCAUAUUGUAUGAUUGGGAUAGAAUUUUAAGACCAGGAGGUUUACUAUGGAUUGACAGGUUCUUCUGUAAGAAAAAGGAUUUGGAUGAUUAUAUGUACAUGUUUCUUCAACUAAGGUACAGGAAACACAAGUGGGUUAUUUCUCCAAAGUCAAAAGAUGAAGUAUAUCUCUCUGCAUUGCUCCAAAAACCUCCCAGAGCCAUAUAA